AUUGACCGGGUAUGACUUGGACACACCCUACUCGUAGUAAACACACACAAUCAGAACACAAAGUAUGACCUAGACCGGGUAAAACUCCUCAGUCCGAAUUAUAUUUUUUAUCAUGUCUCCCCUGGCAGUGAUCUGAACUUGAAACGCUAGGCUUCAUGGAAGACCACACCAUCACAGGAGGGGAGAUGCUUAUCGAUGAAAUGGAAGAAUACAAUAUGAAGAAGAAAGAUGAAUUUCUGGAAAAAUUAAAUGCUUUGAGUCCUCACAAUCUCCUCGAUGGCCAGGGGAUAGUUCUCCUUUCUUCUCAAAGGAAUUGAUCUGAGUUCGACCGUGAAACCCUUCAACUAUUCCGAGUUGGCACCACUCACUCAUCACGUUGGCUGGCGAUCAUCACGUCUGAUUUGUUUGGCAGACUUCUUCAGGCUGAAGGCAUCUUAGUCAAAACCUAAUUUUUCCUACCCGUCAAAUAAGUGAAUUGCAUUCCAAAAGCCUGAGAAAUGAGAUUAUGAUAUUAACUACCAUGGAUCACCAAAUGCCUGCCAAAACUACGGGGAUACUCCAUUACAAAUGGUUUAUUCUUGUCUAUCAACAAGAACCCAGUUGGACCCUGCAUCAUUUUCUCUCUUGCCCUGUGUUUUGCAGUAUUUGAAGAACUUCAGACCUGCUUUGGUUGCUAGAGCUGGCAAGUACAGAGCUUGAGCACAGUGUUAAGAGCACAAGAUUUGGUUAAUUGAAGGGUUGGGCUAUGCAGCAACUUGCUAAUAAACGCGAGAAGAAUCUCGUGGACAAAUGCCUCACCGAAGACAGCGGUGUUGGUGUUAAAGCUACGAGAAUAGUGAUGGCUUGUUUGAACGAAUGUCCAGCCGAGCGUCCGGAGGCAAAAUGUCUCCUCAGGGCAUUCGAGGGUUUGAAGGGAGAAAAGAAUGGAGCUGCCCAGAAACAGAGCGGUUUGGAGCAUGAGGCGUCCUCGGCCUAGGGAAGAGGCCGAUGAAUGAAGAGUGUAUUGAAAGGAUGAACUUCAUCCCUAAAAGUCACUCAGAACCGGUUGGACAAUCACAUGAAAAGAGGUAAAUUCAUAGGCUGGUGGCAAAUAGUAGUUGCAGGGUCAGCCGAAGAGUCUCUUUUGGCUUAUUAGCGGGGCUUGAGAUGUACUCCGGUUAUCCCAAAUUAAAUUGUCUGUUUAUUA
Cuscuta campestris is the source of this 1186-nucleotide messenger RNA. NCBI's taxonomy places the organism in Eukaryota, Viridiplantae, Streptophyta, Magnoliopsida, Solanales, Convolvulaceae. The record is from the annotation of a GenBank genome assembly.